AUGGACUGCGCGAAUCCGGUGGAGGAUCUCUUCACUGGAGAAAUUCCUGCAGGAGCGCAUCAAGGUCGGCGACAAGCCGGUGACGAUUGGGACUCUGUUACCGUCGUCAGGGACAAGACGAAGAUCUCUGUAACCUCCAACGACGCCUCCUUCUCCAAGAGGUACUCGAAAUACUCGAGUAACUCGACAAAGAAAUAUCUGAAGAAGAACAUUGUUCGUGACUGGCUCCAGGAUCUCUUCACUGGAGAAAUUCCUGCAGGAGCGCAUCAAGGUCGGCGGCAAGCCGGUGACGAUUGGGACUCUGUUACCGUCGUCAGGGAUAAGACGAAGAUCUCUGUAACCUCCAACGACGCCUCCUUCUCCAAGUGGUAA
Molecule: messenger RNA, 372 nt
Organism: Striga hermonthica
Lineage: Eukaryota; Viridiplantae; Streptophyta; Magnoliopsida; Lamiales; Orobanchaceae
Source: the annotation of a GenBank genome assembly